UCUCUCUCUUGAACGCCCUUUUGGUCAUUUUCAGGAAUUCAGCUCCACUGCUCCACAGUCCACCUGCUCUCAUCUCCUAAUCUCUCCACUGGCCUCCAACACAACAACCGGCCUAUCUCGCUCAACUUCCUUGUCUUAUUCAAAUCCAUAUCAAACCAAAUACACGUAUUGUUGUCUCAAACUUUUCUUCUCAUCCGACAGCUCAACCACCCAAUUAAAGCCAAGAAAACCGACCAAACAUACAAUCCAUCUCUACCUUAAGAAAUUAAACCAAACUGCCACCCUUCAAACAUUCAUAUAUACAUUCAUGCAUUCAUCCUCCUCUUCCUUCCUGAUCAUCAAAGGGAACACAUUUCAAGAAAGAAAAACAAACGGUGCCGUACGUACGUGCGUACCCAUCAAUGGAGACGCGUGUAGAGUCCUCCCAAACAGCCUCAGCUCGCUCACUAUCGUCGUCGCCGUCAUCAUCUUCUUCUUUCAGUGCCAGUAUUGUUCCUCUGAUCUCUUACUCUCCAGUUCAGACGACCGAUGAUCAAGGAACGACCGUACCAGCUCACGAUGGGAGCCUUGGGUCGACCCAGUUGCUGCAAAAUGGAGAGGUGUCCAUGGCCGAGUCAGGCAUUGAAGGGCUGAGAUUCGUCAACGUCACGGGCAGCGGUGGGAUGGAGUGGAAGGAUGUGGACGAGCGGUUCGACCGGCUGGCCUUGACUAAGAAUGGCCCUGAACCGGUCGUGAACUGGUCAGAUUUCGGUUUCUGUAUAGGGAUGCAAGAAUCCCCAGAAUUUGGUAAUGAGGUAUUAAGGGCAGUAAGAGGAUUAAGGGAUUGGAAAAUUCAUAUCACAAAAUGCGAGCUUCACCAGUACUGGCGUCGCAUGGCGGACCCCUGCUUCGAUUCAAGAAUACGGAUUUUCUUUAACUUGUGUGAUAGAGACAUGGAUGGAUUAAUUACUGAGAUGGAUAUUAAGCAGACUAUUUUGUUAAGUGCAUCUACAAAUAAGUUGUGUUUGAGUCGUGAGGAAGCAGAAUACUGUGCCACUUUGAUCAUGGAACUGCUUGACACUGAAAACCUGCGUUACAUUGAGCUAUCACAAUUUGAGAAACUCUUCAAAGUAAGGUUAUCAAAAGGCUCAAAUAUUCCAAGCAAUUACGAAUUAUCAAUCACUGAUCAUCCUUCUCCUAAUUAUGAUGAUCAUAACGACCCAUUUGGAGAAGCAUUAAUCUCAAAAUCGGAAAUAUUAAUCCGAUCGUAUUGGCGAGGUGCAUGGAUAAUUGUGCUGUGGUUGGGCGUGUGCUUUGCGCUGUUUGGAUGGAAAUUCAGUGAAUACAGCCAUAGAACAGCUUUCCAAGUCAUGGGCUACUGCAUCUCCACUGCCAAGGGUGCUGCCGAAACCCUGAAGUUCAACAUGGCCCUCAUUCUCCUCCCCGUUUGCCGUAAUACAAUCACGUGGCUUCGCAAACAUCGCCGGAUCAACUCCGUUGUCCCAUUUAACGAUAAUAUCAACUUCCACAAGUUGAUUGCAGGAGGGAUAGUGGUAGGUGUGAUCCUACAUGGGGGCACCCACCUUGCUUGUGAUUUCCCAAGAAUUAGUAGGUCAGACCGGUCAAUAUUCCAGCGAACGAUUGCCGCCCGAUUCCAGUACCAUCAACCAUCAUACGUUGAGAUAUUGGCCACUACAGAGGCAGCAACAGGAAUUGCUAUGGUUGUGUUAAUGGCCAUUGCAUUUUCACUAGCAACAAAGUGGCCACGCCGGCGGUCGCCUUCGCUGCCGAGGUCUCUCCAAAGGGUCACCGGAUAUAACACCUUUUGGUACUCGCACCACUUGUUCAUUCUUGUCUAUGCAUUGCUUGUUAUUCACUCCCUCUUCCUCUUCCUAACCGACAAUCUAUUUGAGAAAACGACAUGGAUGUACAUUGCCAUUCCUGUUUUAUUAUAUACGGGGGAGCGGAUCUUUCGAGCCGUAAGAUCUGAGUUGGACGAGGCCAAAAUUUUCAAGGUAAGCUUUUAUCAAGGAAAAGUUAUGUCCCUCAAAUUGCAAAAACCAGGAGGUUUUAAGUACAAGAGUGGCAUGUACACAUUCAUUCAAUGCCCUCAAAUAUCACCUUUUGAAUGGCAUCCAUUCUCCUUAACUUCAGCACCAGAAGAUGAAUACCUUAGUGUGCAUAUUAGAACUCUUGGAGACUGGAGUUACCAAAUGUACAGCCAAUUCCAAGAGGCCAAAUUAUCUGGGACAAAGGAGUAUCCGAAAAUAUACAUAGAUGGACCCUAUGGUGCCGCCUCUCAAGACCAUGUGAAGUAUGAUAUUGUCGUGCUGAUAGGCCUUGGCAUAGGAGCCACACCUUUUAUGAGCAUCCUCAAAGAUGUGGCUAAUGGUCAGCAAAACCCACAUUGUGAUCGUAGUGGUUGCGGGGAUUGUAGCAUAAGAAAGGGUCCAUUAAAAGCCUAUCUUUAUUGGGUUACAAGAGAACAAAGCUCCUUUGAUUGGUUUAGAGAUGUGAUGAAGGAGAUAUCAAAAUCAAACAAAAAGCAGUCUGUAGUAGAGAUGCACAACUUCCUAACCAGUGUGUAUCAAGAAGGGGAUGUGCGAUCGGCUUUAAUAAUCGCAAUUCAAGCCUUAUACCACGCCAAGAACGGCAUUGAUAUUGUCUCCAAGACUCCGGUACAUACACAUUUUGGGCGACCAAACUGGUUCAGCAUUUUCUCAAAAUUGUCUCGUCAACAUAUAAGAGCAAAGAUUGGGGUUUUCUACUGUGGCCCAUCAGCAUUAGCAAGAGAGUUGGAGAGGUUAUGCACCAAAUUCUCCACCAAAACCUCUACUAGAUUUGUAUUUCAUAAGGAGAAUUAUUAGAUGUUUUCAUAACCACCCUAAUGCAUGAUUGCAUAUUGUACAAAUUCCACCAUUCAGAAGGGGCAUAAUCACCCCAUUAAAUGUGUAUAUUUAUGACACCGCGAUGCUCUCUCUCUCUCUCAUUUGCCAGAGAAACAUAAUUAUGUUUUUUAUAUAUAUAUAUAUAUAUUUUUUAAUUCAAA
Messenger RNA from Alnus glutinosa, 3028 nucleotides. RefSeq names its product respiratory burst oxidase homolog protein F-like. The record is from RefSeq and is a predicted model, not a curated record. The transcript has 14 exons. Gene Ontology annotation, molecular function: NAD(P)H oxidase H2O2-forming activity; peroxidase activity. NCBI's taxonomy places the organism in Eukaryota, Viridiplantae, Streptophyta, Magnoliopsida, Fagales, Betulaceae. Bases 402 to 2846 code for a protein of 814 amino acids. Gene Ontology annotation, cellular component: plasma membrane.